AUGGUAAAAAUAUUGUACAACCAUAGUAGACGGCAUCACAUCUUAGCAUACGCACUGGCAAAGGAGUGCAAGGGAGUAGAGGUAGAAUACUCCGCUGAAAAAGAAAGCGGUUGCUUCAACUACCAGUCUUUAAUUGACUUGCUGCAGAAUAUUCCAGAGAUAUCACUUGAGACAAUGGAGUACCUAAAUGGAUGGAAGCUAGGAAUGACAUAUCCUGAGAUAACCAAGAUAACAAACACUUUGGAGGAGUCAGAUAUAGAGGGUCUGCAGCCCAUCCAGAAGACACUUCUCUUUUUCCUUCUCUACUCUGAAACUAUUUUUGUAAAUCUUCAUAAGGCAGGAAAGCUGAAGAGUCUUGCAAAGGUAGAUAAAUUCUACACAGAGCAGCUGGCAGCAGAGGGAGAUUUGAUAAAGGAGUAUGAGAAGCAGAAGAAGGCAGACACAAAGCCAGACGACCAGGCUUCAUUUGACAUAGGUCUGCCAGAAGGAUACCGUGUGGUCACUAGAUUCCCUCCAGAGCCAAGUGGCUACAUGCACAUUGGCCAUGCAAAGGCAGCACUUCUCAACCAGUACUUUGCUGAGAAGUACCACGGACAGCUAAUUAUAAGGAUGGAUGACACGAAUCCAUCUAAGGAAAAGGGUGAGUUUGAAGAGAGCAUCAUGGAGGAUAUUUCCUCGCUGGGAAUAAAGGGAAAUGUAAAAACCCGCACAAGCAACCACUUUGAUCUGCUGCUUGAUUUUGCAAAACAGAUGAUAGAGAUGGGCCUUGCGUACUGUGAUAAUACGCCUGUGGAGCAGAUGCGAAUGGAAAGAGACAAAGGAAUCCACUCCAAAAACAGAACUGCGUCUGUCCGUGAGAAUAUGAGUGUUUUUAACAAGAUGAUAAGUACUAACGAGUGCGAUGACUACUGCCUGCGCGCCAAAAUAAAUAUGGAGGAUCUAAACAAGGCGAUGCGAGACCCUGUUAUAUAUAGAGUAAAUCUGACUCCUCAUCACUACACUGGAACAAAGUACAGAGUAUAUCCCACGUAUGACUUCGCGUGCCCAAUCAUAGACAGUAUAGAGGGCGUUACUCUGGCCUUAAGAACAAGUGAGUACCGCGACAGGAACCCGCAGUACAUGUGGUUUAUAUCUGCUCUUAGUCUGAAAAACCGGCCCAUCAUAUGGGACUUCUCCAGACUGAACUUUAAGAAAACUGUGCUCAGCAAGCGAAAUCUAAAGGAGCUGGUGGAGCAAGGACGAGUAAAUGGGUGGGAUGACCCUAGAAUGCCCACUAUCCGGGGAAUACUCCGAAAGGGUCUUACAAAACAGGCUUUAAAGGAGUAUGUGAUUAUGCAAGGUCCUUCCAAGAAUACUGUACUUUUGGAGUGGGAUAAGCUAUGGGCUAUAAACUCUAAAAUAGUGGAAAAGAGCGCAAAGAAAAUACACGGUAUAAGCAAGGAUGAUAUGAUAGACAUCAAAAUACUGCCUGGAGCUAGUGCUUUAGCCAGUGGAGACCGAGUGGUUACAGAAACUCUAUACAUCUCAAAGAGCGAUCUUGGGUCUAUUGCUGUCGGAGAUGACAUUACCCUUAUGGGCCUUGGAACCUUCAAACUCACUGAGACAUCUCCUCUUACUGCCAAGCCGCACGAAACCCAUCCAAAGUACACCAAGGCUAGGCUAACAUGGGUUCCAGAAGAAAGCGUUGCAGUAGCAACGGUUGAAUAUGGUGACUUACUUACUAUUGAUAAAAUGGAUGAGAGGGGAAUUAAUGAAGCUUUUAAUGAGGACUCUAGGCACGAGGUGCUUUUCCAAUGUGAUGAAAGAGUCAAAUCUGUUUCCAAAGGGGACUUUGUUCAGAUUGAGAAGAGAGGAAUUUACUAUGUGGACUCGGCACAGCCUCUUGUUCUUAAUCUAGUUCCAACUACAAAACAGAAUAAUCGAAAGAUAUAG
Molecule: messenger RNA, 1932 nt
Organism: Nematocida ausubeli
Lineage: Eukaryota; Fungi; Microsporidia
Product: glutamyl-tRNA synthetase
Exons: 1
Coding region: 1-1932 (643 amino acids)
Biological process (GO): translation; glutamyl-tRNA aminoacylation
Cellular component (GO): methionyl glutamyl tRNA synthetase complex; cytoplasm; cytosol
Molecular function (GO): glutamate-tRNA ligase activity; ATP binding
Source: RefSeq, a predicted model, not a curated record